This is a messenger RNA of Sesamum indicum (sesame), 4429 nucleotides long. Its product is annotated as MATE efflux family protein. Gene Ontology annotation, molecular function: antiporter activity; xenobiotic transmembrane transporter activity. The record is from RefSeq and is a predicted model, not a curated record. Lineage: Eukaryota; Viridiplantae; Streptophyta; Magnoliopsida; Lamiales; Pedaliaceae. Gene Ontology annotation, cellular component: membrane. Gene Ontology annotation, biological process: xenobiotic detoxification by transmembrane export across the plasma membrane.
AUAAGAAUAAAUAGGAAAGGUGAUAUGUGCCAUAAUUGAAGUUGUUCACCAUUCAACAUGAGGUUGAGCUCGACUCAGUUAGAUAUAAACAUUAAACAAAAAGAAGAUGCUUUAACGAAGUUUUGUUUCUGUAACUUUCUUAGAGUAUUUGGUUAGAGCCUAACAGGCAAUUCUGCACCAGAUUUCUGCUUAGACAUUUCCCAGCCAUUUCCACUAUGUGCACCCCGCAAAGAAGCACCACCAAUUAGGAUAAGCAAAUUCUCAAAACAAGGAAUAAACAAUGGUCAAUUCUUGAUCUUUUCUAGUUUUGACUCCAUGGAUCUGCCCCCAAUGCUGGGAAAAAUUCUCCUGUUACUCGGUUGACAUUUCAUGAAGAAAUGAGACCAAAUAAUGUGGGAAAUCUAGCUCCAGUAGAUUCUCUCCACUAAACAAUCCUUCUGUACUCGAACUGAUAGCCAUAUAAUAGUCAGAAUUUAGAACUAAUCACACUAUUCUUGACUGUCCAUAAUAGAGACAUAAGUGCUACAUAUCUUGUCAGCAAUUUGAAAUCCCACGACCCUACAAAAAGAGUAUCAUUGCACUAUGAUCCACAAGGUGUCUUUAUGGUGUUUAGUUCUUUUCUAAGUUGUUACUUUUCUCUUCUUCAAUCUCAAACCCAAACGACAAUUCAGUAGGCUUUCCAUCUUUGCUUGUCAACAAAAGACACUAAUUAGCAAAGUGCCUGUGGGGCAAAGGAAGAAAGGCAUUUGAUCUAGUGUCAACUUUGUGCAAGUUGUGGCUUAGUCGCUUAAGCUUUCAGAAACACGAUAAGAUCCUCAACAUGGUGGUGGUUAGUGCAUAAUAUCAAUUUUCAUCAGAACUUAAGUCAUUUAAAGCACGAUACAUCAAGAAAAUGUUUAGUGUAUUUGUCUAAGUUUAGGGUGGGAACAUAGGGGCAGAACAUUAAAGUAGAAGAGAAGAAAAUCCAAUUAAAUAACUCAAAGGUUAGUGUAAACUACUUUCAAGCUUCUCAAUCAGUGGAUGUGAAAAAUUAUACCACUAUAGUGGAGGAUAAUAAUCCUGUCGGUUCUCUUAGCACACUGCCUGAGACUUCGCGACCAAAAUACAGCAUAUCAGUAAUAGCAAUAGAUGUGACCCUUUACGGAUAGUACUCUUUUCUCUUACGACGGUACCACUUUUGGGGUUCAAUUGGAAUUUGAGUGGGAAGGUGUAAUAUCCCAUCUUUGGAUGGGAAGAAGAAAAAUUAUGCUUGAAAUGCAAUUCGUCUAAAAGAUCAUGAGAAAGUGGGGACAAUAAUUAUACAUAUGGCCUGAUUUGUCGCUCAUUUGGUGUAACAAAUAUGCACAUGCACAUGGUUCCAUAUGAGCAACACAAGAUUAUAUCCGUUGCAAGUGCUCGGGCUUCUAACCAACUAAUGACUCACAAAUACAUGCAAAUGGCGACCAAAGUAAACAUGCAGACAAUUCUUUGUAAUUCUGGCUACAUUGUUAUUUUCCUUUAAAAAAAUAUAAACAGUCAAAAUGCAUGAAGUGUGAAACAUGUGUGAUAAAUAUGCAUAUUAAGCCUUUCAUAAAAAUGCAUGGAUGCGAAUACAUGAUUUUCUGCAAGUUUAUUGUGUGAUGCCUAUGACAUGCAUCUCUUGAUAGAGACAAUAGAUAUGAUGACAACUUGCAAACAUAACUCCAAAAAUAACUAACACUAGGGUAGCAUGACUACACCCUUUACUGCAGAAGAUUGGAAAUUGAUGACGCAAAGGUGGGUUGGGGGGGUGGGUGAGAGAGAGAGUGUGCUUUCUUAAGUUGAACCUAACUUGCAAAAAGAAGAAAGAAACAGUGUUUACAGAAAGAAAGCUUCUUUUAGAAACUUUUUCUGGACAAGGUAUGUGCUACAAUUGACUAGAAGGAAGUUUUUCCCAGGAUCUUGGAUACAUACUUUCACGUAGGCACAGGAUGGAAGGUUUCUGCUUAGCUGAAAACACUAGCUAGAAUUGACAUAGACCCGAAUCAAUCGCUUCCACUACUAUAAAUAGAUUCUUCCCAUCAUUAACUUGACAAAGCAUGGAUUUAUAUACAGCAUCAGAUAUGAGUUUAUCAAGGUUCUUCACAACAUCAAGAAAUCUUGAGAUAUCUAAGUGAUAAAGUAGUUUGAUAAUUUCAAGUUAAUGCAUAAAUUGGGAAACUAAAGAUAAUCACAAGCAUUUGAUGCAACCAAUUAAGAACCCAAUUUUCUUAAAAAUUUGAAGGAAAGUAGUGAAAAAUGGCAUUGAUUUGAUUUGAGUGGGUUACUUGAAUAAUCCGAUCGUAUGGGGACCUAAUCUUGCAAAAAUAUCAGUUAGGCUAGCAGAAAUCAGUGAUAUUGGAGAAAAUGAGAACUACAAAUAGAUAAAACCUCCACAUGUGGAGUUAAAUCAUAGAUCUAGGCAAUAUUACUUUCUGAAGAUUCUCUAAGUGGAGGAAGUAGAUAUGUUCUCAUAUAUUUGGCAAAAUGACAAACCAAACCUUGAGCAAUCUUUAAUCGUAAGAGGUUAGAGCAAAAACCAAUCUAGGUUCUUGUCUUACAAUUAGCAUAAUUAUUUAAUCAGAAGAAAAGGGACAAAGAAAUUUGAAAACCAACCACUUCCAGCCCCUAUAAAGUCUCCAUCCACUCUCCUUCAGUGCAUGGAGUGAGCAUGCAUGUUGAAGCGCAUAGAAGAGUGUGUCAGCUAUAAGAUGCUCUAACACUCAACCAAACAAGAGAGAAGAAAAACAGAAAUAAACAAGAAGGAAACUAUGGCGGCCGUGAGUACCAAAAAGAACCUGACAAUUGUAGAGGUGAUGGAGGAACUCAAGAAUAUAGUAGAUAUUGGUUUUCCUAUAUUGAUUAUGGGCAUAUUCAGUUACCUGAAAAACAUGAUUUCAGUAGCAUGCAUAGGAAGGCUGGGGAGCUUGGAGCUAGCAGGAGGUGCAUUAGCCAUUGGUUUCACCAACAUUACAGGUUAUUCCGUGCUUUUCGGCCUCGCCAUGGGAAUGGAACCACUCUGUAGUCAAGCUUUUGGAUCCAAAAACUUUACCAUGGUGUCUCUCACUCUACAGAGAACAAUCAUUUUGUUGCUUUUAGCAUCUAUACCCAUUGGGAUGCUUUGGAUUUAUCUUGAACCUCUCUUGUUAUGGCUACACCAAGAACCCCAAGUAGUUCGUAUUGCAAGCCUUUACUGCCGAUUUGCAGUCCCUGAUCUUAUUGCCAACAGCUUACUUCAUCCUCUACGUAUCUACAUACGCAGCAAAGGGACAACAUGGCCACUACUCUGGUGCACUCUGCUGGCAAUACUUCUACAUUAUCCCAUCACCGUCUUCUUUACUUUCCAUCAGCAUCUUGGGAUCCAGGGAAUUGCUAUUUCCACAUUUAUUGCCAACCUCAACAUCUUGCUCUUUCUUUUAGGCUAUAUAAACUAUGCUCACGAUGAGAAGACAUCUUUAUCCAAAUCCUUAGUACCACCCUCAAAUAAGCUUGGUUCGACAACCGCACUUUGGGAGGAAUGGGGAAUGCUACUUCGACUAGCAAUCCCUAGUUGCCUUGGUGUUUGCUUAGAAUGGUGGUGGUAUGAACUCAUGACACUUCUAGCUGGUUACCUCUACAAACCCCAUGUUGCACUUGCAACAUCAGCUAUAGUAAUACAAACCACAUCUCUUAUGUACACACUGCCUUCAGCACUUAGUGCAUCUAUUUCAACCAGAGUGGGCAAUGAACUUGGAGCAGGCAGGCCACAAAAGGCACGCCUGGCAACUGCAGUAGCCAUAGCACUGGCCUUCUCCACAUCAAUCUUUGGCUUUCUGUUGACGACCUUAGGAAGAGGAGCAUGGGGUAGGGUCUUCACCAACGAUAAUGAAGUUCUUGAGUUGACAAUGGCUGUGUUACCCAUUAUUGGACUUUGUGAGCUUGCCAAUUGUCCACAAACCACGUGUUGCGGGGUGCUCCGAGGAAGCGCUCGGCCUAGCAUUGGCGCAGGAAUAAACUUUUGCUCAUUUUACAUGAUGGGAACACCUGUGGCGGUAGCUUUGGCCUUUUACUGGGAACUGGGCUUCGUGGGCCUUUGUUACGGGCUUUUAGCAGCUCAGGUAGCAUGCGUAUUAUCUAUUUUAAAAGUUAUCCAUAAAACAGAUUGGGAGAAUGAAUCAUUACAAGCAAAAGACUUGAUUGGUAUAAGCAAUGAAUAUGUACAUGCAGAUUUAUUAGUGAAAUGUGAGGAAGGAGUGACUAUAUAUUAAAAUUGGAGUAAUGGAGAGCACAAGUUGCAGCUAGAUAGGAAUAGAUUAUUUGUAAUUCUCUCUUCAAUCUUAAAAUUACAAUGACCAAGAGAUCUAUUGCAGAACUCAGGGAGUAAAAAGUGAAGAUACUCUUUGUAUAUAAAAGUGUACUAGUUUGGAACAAUAUAAAUUGUCCUUUUCAUUGA